Molecule: messenger RNA, 4761 nt
Organism: Periophthalmus magnuspinnatus
Lineage: Eukaryota; Metazoa; Chordata; Actinopteri; Gobiiformes; Gobiidae
Gene: prkar2aa
Product: protein kinase, cAMP-dependent, regulatory, type II, alpha A
Exons: 11
Coding region: 699-1865 (388 amino acids)
Biological process (GO): regulation of protein phosphorylation
Cellular component (GO): cAMP-dependent protein kinase complex
Molecular function (GO): cAMP-dependent protein kinase regulator activity
Source: RefSeq, a predicted model, not a curated record
GUGCACGUUCCACCAACUGCGGAGUGUGUACAGAAGCGCCUGUCCAAGAGAGAGGAUAGGACGAGACCCGUUUUCAUUCAUUUUUACGGGAUUUUGACACGGUCUUCUGCUGCAAACCUGUUGGAAUAUCUCUUAGCACGUGCUUUUGUUGAAAUCCGGAGGUGUAUUUGUUUGACUUUUGCCGGAUUUGCUGUUAACGUCCGGGGCGGCAUCUUGCAGGGGAGCAGCGCGAACAAGUGACAAGAAAUCAGCUAACAAAUGCUUAGCGAGUUAGCCUGUUAGCCUCGGUGCUAGCCCGGUUAGCCGCGCCUCUCCUGCUGCCUGCCUCAGCAAGUCCCACCCUCCGUCACAGCAGCGUGGACGUCGGUCGGUCGUAAGAGGCUGCGGCGGUCAAGUGCUUCCCCCCCUUCUCGUCUUCGCUUCACUUAUCAGCCAGCAUUGCCGACCGACCGGAUCGCUAGCGUAGGCAGUGGAAAAGGGGUGAAGACGAGAGCCACGCUAGCCUAGCCCGGUUCCUCGACGCUCGUGUUGCUGGAUUAUUAACCCUGACAGGUGGAGGGAGGGAUCGCUGAGGGGAAAACGAGGAGGCGGAUAAGAGAAAAGGAGGAAGAAGAAGCGGAGAAGGAGGGAACUGGCUGGUUUGGCCGGGGCAGAUAAACGCACACAGUGAGUGGGCCGUGGACGCGUGAGCCAGAGCUAUGAGUAUCGAGAUCCCGGUGGGGUUGACGGAGCUGCUACAGGGCUACACGGUGGAGGUGCUUCGGCAGAGACCCACAGACUUGGUGGAGUUCGCCGUGCAGUACUUCACCCGCCUCCGAGACACCCGCAGCCAGGACGGAGGUGGCACAGGGGCUAAGAAGGGUGUGGUGUUCGAUGGAGAGCCCAUGCAAACAGAGUCCAAUGGGGAGGAUGAAGACGACGACUCAGACUUUGAACCUCCUCCACCAAGCAGAUUCAUGAGACGAGUGUCAGUGUGUGCAGAGGCGUUUAACCCAGAUGACGACGAUGAGGACACUGAGCCCCGAGUGGUCCACCCCAAAACAGACGAGCAGCGCUGCAGACUCCAGGAGGCCUGCCGAGAUAUCCUUCUCUUCAAAACAUUAGACCAGGAGCAGUUUUCUCAAGUGCUGGAUGCCAUGUUUGAGUUGAUUGUUCAGCCUCAGGAACAUGUGAUUGAUCAGGGAGAUGACGGUGACAACUUCUACGUCAUAGAGAGGGGCGUGUACGACAUUGAAGUUUCAGGGAAGGUCGUGGGACAUUACGAUAACAAGGGCAGCUUUGGAGAGUUGGCGCUAAUGUACAACACACCGAGGGCGGCAACCAUCAUCGCCACCCAGGAGGGGGCGCUCUGGGGACUGGAUCGAGCCACAUUUCGUCGACUCAUUGUCAAAAACAACGCUAAGAAGAGGAGGAUGUACGAGACUUUUAUAGAAUCUGUUCCACUGCUCAAAUCACUUGAGGCAAAUGAGAGAAUGAAGAUUGUGGAUGUAUUAGGAGCCAAGCAGUUUUCUGACGGAGAGAAAAUCAUCACACAAGGGGACAAAGCCGACUGCUUCUAUAUCGUAGAAUCUGGAGAUGUCAGGAUCAUGAUGAAGAGUAAAACAAAGGCUGACCACGCAGACAACACAGAGGUGGAGAUCGCCCGGUGCAGUAGGGGGCAGUAUUUUGGAGAGCUGGCUCUGGUCACCAACAAACCCAGAGCGGCCUCAGCCUACGCAGAGGGAGACGUCAAGUGUCUAGUAAUCGACGUGCAAGCUUUUGAGCGUCUGCUGGGCUCGUGUAAAGAGAUCAUGAAGAGGAACAUCGCGCACUAUGAAGAACAGCUGGUGGCGCUGUUCGGUUCCAGUAUGGACCUGAGGGACUGAGGUGUCCGCUGCCCAUGUGCCUUCGAACCACACACACAUCCAAAAUACUAGAGACACUGAGACGAACACGCGCGUGCACACACACAAUCAAACCCCCACACACAUGUACGGACACGCAACGGCCCGACAACAGCAGAACCAGACAUUUUAGACCAGCGCUUCUCAAACUUUGAAUACAAGAACCACUGAGACAAAUGACAACAAUAUGUAUAAAUCAGGCCUUAACCAGUUGAAGCUAUUACCAGGAAAAGGAAAAACUAGGUCUCAGUCAAACUGAAUUGUGAAUUAUCAAGGCUGGACCAUAACUGGACUAAAUCAGGUCUAAACUACGUUAAAUUAUGUACUUGACCUACUACCAAGCCAUUUGAGGACUUACAUAAAAGGACUGCAACAAUAAUGUAAACUUUAAAGGCGCACCAUGCAACUUUUCUCUAUAGAGAUGUCAUGGCUAUUACUGGAAUGUUCCAAAGUAUGGCAUUAAACUUGUCUAUCUUGCAUUUAUUCAAUUACAUGUGUUUUUAAUUCCUUGAAAAACAUGCAUUCAUAUUAUGUGCAGAGUCACUUCCACAGACCUGACCUGUAACAUCAGAAAAGUUACAUAGUGAACCUUUUAACCAUGAUGGAAGUAUACAAUUCUCCAAUGUACCUCCAAUGGGAUCCGUACCACAGUUUGAGAACCACUGCUUUAGAAAAUAUGGGCUCCACUGACACUCCAGAACAUAUCCUGUAUUUAAAGAUGGACCGUUUGAGAGACUGGUAAAAUAUGUGGAAUUAUGUUGCAGUGCCACUAAAUGUCCACUAGGGUGCGACUGUUGGCACAUUUUUCCAAAUAUGCUCAAUUCCAUAUUUUAAAUGAAGUUUUCAGGCUGUUCGAAUAAAAAUAUAUUAAUACAAUUUACAGAUGUGGAUGUUUGACUCAAAAACUAGGUUUCAUUUGAACUUUAUGAGAUAUAUUCUAGACAAAUUAACUUUUUGACAAUUAGAAUAUAUAAAUUGUUGAUAAAUUUUCAAAAACAAAGCGCAGUGUUUGUUUAAUUACAUUUUUAUUUCAUUUUACAUUUUAUGCACAAUAAACAGGGCUAUUUCUUGUAUGGGAGAGAUGGAAUCAACAUUGACACAGGAGAACAGUUUUUUGUGUUUUUCUUUUUUUUUUCUUUUUUUUUUUUUAAAUACAGCAUAUGACCAAGACAAAGACUACAUGUUUACAGAUAUUUUUGAGCAGGCAUAUAAAUUGACAAUUAGCAUUUUAACAAAUUUGAUAUGCUAAACAAAAUCCACAGGUUUAUUGUUGACCUUUUGUGGUAAUGCUCGUUUGUCACUCAGUUUCAGAGGUAUUUGCAACAACAGUGAAAUAAUAUCUGUAUACAUGGUUAGUUUGAAUAUCUUUAUGGUAAGUUACAACACUCCAAAAUAGCACUUAGAACAGCUCAGCCAAGGACACACACACAUGCACACGCGCAUAUGCAUAUAUUACAUACAUUACAAAUACAUGUACACUGGCCACCUGCAAAAACUGACCCAGCUUAGUCCUGUUGUAGUCCAGACCCGAUUUGGAGGCAAGAUUUAAACUAAAUCAUCACAUGAGUAUUGUUACAUUUGAAAUGUGUUUUGCAGAUUUUAAAUUGCUUUGAUAUAUCUAGAUAGAUACAUCUAUCUGAAUUUAUAGUGCAUAUGACAGGUUAAACUUUUCAUUUCUUUAAAACGUAGAUAACAUAAUCCAAUUCAAUUCUUAUUUUUUUCAAAUCUUUAUUUUUGUAAACCCCAAAAUCACAAAAGCUGUUUCCUCUUAGGGCUGAACAUGAGAAUUGAUUUAACCAACAGAAAGUUAGAAAAUCAAUGAAACAAAGAAAAUUCUAUUUUAAAAUUUGGCCUAGUCUUUUCAAUUUUUACUUUUUUUUACAGCAGUUAUGACAUGCAUAGAGGGUAUGUAGCAACCAUUAGGUUAACAAAAGCCACACAUUAGUUCUGAUUUUACAAAUAAAAGUUAAUUAAUUAAUUACAACACCUUAAAUCAAUGUUUAAACUGCCAGAGAAAUGCCUGACAGUUCAUGACAGAGGGAGAACUAUUCAGUACUCACUACUCCAUCCUAUACUAUCCUAUUCCUCUAUAUUUCUUCACAAACUGCCACUUAACUAAUGUAGGUAUAUUAUUCUGUCACAUGCACUUUAAACAAAAAAAAAAUUAAAAAUCCUGCUUGUACAUCCCCAAAAAUGUCUGAUAUUUGACUCCCAGUAAGAAUUGUUUGAAUUUUGCUAGUCCCCCCUGUGUUACUGUGGCAGUAUUUGUCCUAUGCCUGUAUUAGCCAAAAAAUAGAAAAUAAAAAAACAUCAAUGCUGGGAUGUACUCAAAAAUAAUUAUUAAUAAAAGUGUGAAAUUACAAUUUAAAUAUAAAAAUAAUUAUCUUAGUUUGAAUCUUGUCUCGUAAAAAUGUAAUCUAGUCUCCACUACAACAUUACUCAAAAUGGAGCAAACAAAGAGGUAAAAAAACAAAAAAAAAUCUUAAAGACAGAUGUUUUAGAAACGUUUUAUGAAGAUUUAAAAAGUACAACAAAAUCUAAAAAAAAGCUUUGAUAAAAUAUUAUUUAAAUAAAAGUGUUUCCUGGAGGCUCUGUUUCUUCCUCUUCUGUCGUUGAUUGAGUUAGUGCUGGUGAAUCUCGUACCACACUUCACUGUAUUCAAAUUAUUAUUAAUGUAUUGUUCAGAUAUUAUAUUCAUUUGUUUAUUUUUUGUUUAUUUUAUGUUUUGUUUUGUUUUGUUUUUUUGUUGAGAGGUGCCACCAUCAUCUCUGACAAAGUGUAAAAUCUAAUGAACUUAGUGCUACUUUCUCUUGAUUCUCCUCAAAUGGUUUUGUCCUGGAUUUAAAAUGGAAAAAUAAAGCUGACAUUUUCUUAUAAA